AUGUCUAGUGGCGGGUAUUUGCACCUGACGAAGGUGGCGCGUGUAGCGUCCAAGAUGAACAAUGUUCCGAAGCAUUUGGAGUCCCGUAUAGAGAAGAUUGUGAGGACAUCUACACCAGAGUUUAUGAGACCAGCUUUACCAAGUGUGAACGAGGAGGAUAAAUUUCAGACUGUCAAGGAUUGGCGGUUUCUGCCGGGGGACCGUGUUGUUAUAUUGAAGGGAGAGAAGAAGGGAAAUAUAUGUGUGGUUAAACAACACGAUGUGAUGACCAAUGGGUUUAUCCUAGACGAAAAUGGACCCUCAUCGAACGUUCCUGUGCCCAAACAAUUUUGGCUCGAGGGUCAGAGAACACAUAUGCUGACUGUCCCCAAGGCUGUGAGGCAGCAAGAUCUGAGAUUGGUCGCUGAGAUCGAUGAUGCUGCUAAUCCAGGCCAACUAAAAACCGUGGCAGUUAAGGGAAUUGAGUUCAAGGGAACUUACUAUGACGAUGGAUAUAAAAAAAUGAUGCCUUACAGAUCAGUGAUUGGCCAAAACGAUCUUAUUAUUCCAUGGCCCAGACCAGAACCUACGGAGGAUGGUGAUUUGGCUACGGAACCAGCAUUAGCAAGAGAACAAACCUUUUGGAUUGACUCUAUAGUGAAGAACCCUGUUCCAAGGGAUGCUCUACUGACGGUCCGUAACCCAAGGUCCAAGUUCAGAAGAGGUACUCUGACAGCUCGCGAUAUCUCCAAGUUGGUAGCACCGAAGAUGCCAUUAUCUGAGACUAAGAAGGCAUAUUUGGCAGAGAAGAAAGAACUGGCUCAAAGGCCAAGACCUUCUAUCACAGAUGAGGAGAAGGCUGCCAUCGGACAAAAGAUUUACGACCAUUUGAAGGAUCAUUUAUAG
Messenger RNA from Torulaspora delbrueckii, 885 nucleotides. It is a transcript of the gene MRPL40, whose product is annotated as mitochondrial 54S ribosomal protein uL24m. Gene Ontology annotation, cellular component: mitochondrion; ribosome. Gene Ontology annotation, molecular function: structural constituent of ribosome. The record is from RefSeq and is a predicted model, not a curated record. NCBI's taxonomy places the organism in Eukaryota, Fungi, Ascomycota, Saccharomycetes, Saccharomycetales, Saccharomycetaceae. Gene Ontology annotation, biological process: translation. Bases 1 to 885 code for a protein of 294 amino acids. The transcript has a single exon.